AUAAUAAAAUAAAUAAACGCAUAAUAAGAAUAGAGGAUAAAUUAGUUACCAUUUUAAAUUAAAUGCUUGUCAGGAGCCUAAUAUUACUGUAGUUAAGGCAUAUCUAUAGUAUCUACCUCCAGCCGGCUUCAGCUUUUAGGUGUUUACAUUUAUUGUUUCCUUUUUUGUAUUUGACCUUCAGUUUAUUAUUAAUUAUUGAUCAUGUAUUAUCAAUUAUUAUCUCAAUUUUUACAAUAUUGAGUAGGUAUUUGUGUGACGUCUCUAAUUUCAAGUACCUACCAAAAUUUUACACCAUUCAUAGGUAAGACUUCUGAUAGGACCUACUUGGCCCUAAUAUAAUAGCAAAAAAAAUCACCAUGUCGGGAGACGACUUUGCCACUCAGUUCUACAAUAUUCAAGGGAUUCACUUCAAUGAAAGGAAAAAAAAUUUUAAUAAGCUGCUACAAUCCGCCAACCAAGCUAUCCUGGACAAGGUCGAAAUUAAACCAAGAAAUGACCUGGAGUACUUGUUUUACAUAGAUGUUCUGGUUAAGGCGAAAAGGGUUGAACCACUCAUCCAGAUAUUACAAGAUGGAAAUCCACAGUUUACAAGUCGAAUUCUUAAGCAAAGGUGGUUCUUUGAAGAAGCCUUCAAGGAUACACCCGAACAGCAGAUUGUUUACAAUUUUCUACCAUCUCUCUCUUAUUCCUUAAGGAUGAAAGUUUUGAAGAAGAUGGCUCUAACUUUCAGCGACCAACGUAUGGAUAAACUAUUCGAUCUUAUCUUAGAAAGGUAUGGCAUAUCUAUCGCCCAACAAUUCCUGUUCAGCUGCUCUUCUGAGAAAAUCAUCGAAACCUUACAAAAAAACAGCCUCACUCUAUCAGAGGAGCAACUCAAACGAUUCUUGCAAAAAGACCCUGAACUAAUUAAGGUUUACUUCCACGAAUUCAAAAAAAAUACUGGCAGACAUUUUGACGACACUGAAUUCAUUCGUUACAUCGUUUGGAAACAUCCAGAGUUGUAUUUUGAACUGUCCAAAAUACUUCAGACAGACAUUAAAGUUGGCAGACGUACCACUAAGUCCGUUUUAAGACUGAACCAAACAGACGUCUUAAAGGAAGUAGAGUUGGUGCAAAAGUUUCACCUGGGAGCAGUUAUCAGAAAUAUAAAAGGCAGCGACGUACAAAUACUGCUUGACAUAUUUCCAAAAAAUAUAAAAGAACUAAAAUAUUUCUCAGAUCAGAUCAAGAAUCACUUAAAAAAAAUUCCAAAAAAGAAACGCUUUGAGCUGUUUCUACACUGCUUCGCUCAAAAGUAUCAGGUGCAACUCUCUGAUUGUUUAGAUAAGCUCAAUAAGCAGUUGAUGCUGUAUUUCUCAGAUAAAAUUGAUUUAGUGCAAAAGUGGAGUGAAAUUAACUUUAAGAACACCAACGAUAUAAGCUACAUCGAGCACUUAAAUCCAGAAUUGGCAUUCCAGACGGUAAAAGACCGAAUGAACUUUACAAGCGAUAAAUACGAUCGAUCCAAGUUGCUGCAUAACCUAAUCAAAAGCUGCCAUUUUGGUAAAGACUAUUUGUUUUAUAAAAGAAGUUUGAACUUCUUGUGCUAUAGGAGCCGCAACGAGGAAGGCAGCAUAAGGCAUCAGCUUAUGAGCACAAUUAAUAGUAACUUGGAUAUAAACUUAACAGACGACGAGUUUUGGAAGCAUAUAAAUGAAAUGGUGGAAGUAAGCAGGGCUAAAAAAGAUGUCUCGUUGCCGUUCGAGAUAUUAGCCAAGUUUAUUAUAUACAAUUUUAGAAAAGAGCGUCCUGUAGAUGCGCUGAUUGCUCAAUUUUGGGAAGACGUGUGGGAAGAUUCCGCCGGAAGCUGGACUCGCUUGCAACAUGUAUCGUACUUUCAAACGGAUCCAGAAUUGCACAGUUUAGUGUUAAAAUAUCUCGCAGAAAACUGUUUUAAAUUAGGAAAAUCGAUGCAGAGAAAUCUUGUAGAGGACAAAUCCCUUAUUAGCAACUUAUUGGAUAAAAUCAUUAAAUUUAACGAUGACCCCAAAAAUAAAUAUUGGAGUGUCGAUCUAGACCAAUGUUUACUCAUCAAAGAACAGGCGCAAAAGACGUUUACAUCGAACAAUAUGACCGAUGAAGAUGUCGAAAUUGGCGUGACGUUUAUCGGGAGAAACUAUUUGAAUAAGGGUUUGCACCCUAUAGGGGCCGACUGGGUUCCGGAGUCAGAUAUCACCAAAACCUACCUCUCCUGGCUGGACAACGAUAAAUUCUGGUACAAAUUAGGUAAACUCACCUGUAAUCUUAUGAAAGCACCUCGUACCACUCAACUGCAAAACGAACUGCUCGAUUUUUACUUUAAUAGAGCCUUCAAACCCCCCGGCAAAUUCUGGAACCAGAGUGAAGUCGUCAAAUAUUUCUUGAACAAGGAGCCGGAAGUGAUUCAGAAAUAUUUCCGAAAUAUUUUAGAUCUCCAGCCUGAAAACACCGUAGUUUUGGAUUAUUCCGGAUUUAAAUCGUACAAUCACUUAAACUGGGAUAGAGCAGUCGUAAAGGAACUGGUGAAAUGCUCGCAAGCCCUUGCGAUAGAUGAUAAUCAGAAGACGAGUAUCCUUAAACAUUUAUCCAAAUUGAUGAAAACUUAUGAAUAUAUCGAAUUGAUUGCUCCGUAUAUACCUGAUAAACCGAAGCUAGAUCUUCAGGAUCAGCAACAAAAAAACAUUUAUGAGAUUCAAGUUGAAAUAGUGAAUAAAUAUUUGGUCAAUCUGUCCGAUAACUAUCCCCAAUUGGUUCCGGUGUUGUAUAACUUUUGUCAAGGCGAUUAUUUGCAGAGCACCCUGCGAAUCGUUUAUAAAACCCUCUAUCGAAUCAGUGAGCUUGGCGCAGAGGAAUUUAUUAAAGUUCUUAUGGGUAGGGCCGUAUCUACUAGAAAACACGCCCUGAGCUUGGCAUUUGAAACAUUAGCACAAAACACAGCUUUGGACAUAUUCAGAACCAUGUCUAAAGAGGAGAAGAACGAUUCUGCCAAAAAGCACUUGAUGGAAAGACUUGUGAAGUAUUUUAUUAAAAAUCCAGAGGAAAAUUUAUUAAAUAUGGUCCUAAACAGCUUGUCCUUCGUUAAUAAAAACGACAAAGAACUAUUGGAAUUUUUAGCAAAAGCGUCACAAGAAGUCAUCCCGAAAUUCCGACCGAUGUUUUCUGAAAAAUUGUUUUACUUCCUCGAUGAUAUGCGUAAAAAAGAAGGGCAUCUCAUAAACCCGUACGUCAUCACUUUGUUUAAUAACAUAAAAUCGCAAGAAAACGACUUCUACCUGAACCUCAGCGAGAAUUUCUGCACGAAUAUACUUGAAAAUUAUUUCUUGCAUGACUUGCCUUACAGCGAUUCGCUGACAGAAUUCGUUGCGAAAUACCUCUGGGUCCAUAAUGAAGAAAAGUACUUCGAUGCCGUUUUUAACUGUAUCAAACAGUGGAAAGAUCUCUACUGGAACUCUAAUGAAAAAACAAAACUGCACCUAAUUUUCGUGUUUUUUUCCAUUAUGUUUCAAAAGUUCUUGGACAAAGACUGGGAAUUUUUAAAUAUGUUUAAAGCUCACUGGAGCAAACAAUUUAGCAGCGAGGAAACUCCCAAGGAGCACAUACGAAUUGACAUGCUGAUAAUUUUCAAAAAACACCCCACUUUACGUCAAUUUACCAAAGCACUUAACGUGCACUUACAACAAAUUAUUGAUCAGUACGGAGUGUAUUUCGUUGGUUCUUUAAAGGACAUUUUUUCAUCCUUCUUUUAUGCAAAUAACGCCGUUGAAAGACACUCAAAGAUCACUCUUUCUAACGUAGCCCUAGAGUUACUUAGAAUAGAACCUAACGAAUUAAACACGUUGCUUGCAAUGGAGUAUUUCGAAAGAUCCAAGGUUAAAACACGUGAUGAAAUUUUUGCAAUUUUAAAAUCUAUUGAUAAGCCGUUUUAUAGAAUAAAAUCAAAUGAAUUUAUUAAAAAUUAUUUUUAGUUUGGUAUCUUAUAUUCGUUACAUAUUGUGCCUUAAUUUUUUAAUCUGCUUUAUUAUACACACAUGUAACUUAUACAAAUAAAAAUGUAUCUUGUUUAA
Messenger RNA from Anthonomus grandis grandis, 4082 nucleotides. RefSeq lists its product as uncharacterized. Bases 357 to 3983 code for a protein of 1208 amino acids. The transcript has 7 exons. The record is from RefSeq and is a predicted model, not a curated record. Lineage: Eukaryota; Metazoa; Arthropoda; Insecta; Coleoptera; Curculionidae.